AUGUUCAUUUUUCCGUGUAGAAGAACAUCGUCUCCAAAUAUCCCCUCUUCACAGUUCUCUCUUACUGUGGAAAUAGCGCCCUAUCGCACGUAAGUUCAAAUUAUUUCUUCUUCGCGCGUUUGACGUUAAAUUUCUUUUCUUUCAGGGAAAAUGAGCUUCGAAAAAGCUUUGUCUAUUUUAAAUAAAAGGUUCCAGUCAAACUCACAUUUCCCCGAGCUUUGCGAUGGCGUCACCGUUGCAUAUGACAAAAAGCGCGGCAGGUUUAUCAAGGUUCUCCAAAAUUUUUGUGAUUUUCAAAAUGAUUAUGAAGGAAAACUGUUUCAGGCUACUAAAGAUCUCAAUCCAGGCACAAUAAUUUGCAUAGAAGAAGGCGUGACGGUGAAUGUGAAGAGAGGUCAUUGUUAUAACUGCCUGAGACUUGUUAAAGUCAGUGAUUUGUGGGUUUCUAUUUUAAAAAUAUGCGAAGAAGAAAUAUGAUUCCAGAUACUGCGAUAAAUGCUCACAGGGAAGCGAGCCGAUCGAGUUGGCUCGUGGAGAUUUCGACGAUCUGGGCAUUUUUAAGCUUUCAGCUCAUAUUUUAUUAUCGUAUCCAUUCGUGGAAGUGAUAAGAGCUAUUGACCAACCGAAUAUAGGUACAGUUUUCUCGAAAACCUCUUUUAGCGUAUAAGGCUUGAAAUAACACAAAAAUGGUCCUAAAAGGGCCCUAUAAGACUUUGAUUUCAGUCCCGCCGAAAUCCGCCCCAUCACACCUGUCAAGCACCGAUUUUUCUUCAAUUCUUCAACUUGAGCCUCAUUCAGAAAUAGCCAAGGUCUUCGAUGAUCCGGCUAUUCAAAUGAGAAUCAAAAAAUUUGUUGAUUUACUUGGAAAUGUUUGGAUUUUCGUCUUUUCUGGAAUAAUUAUCAAGUUUAGCAUCCGAAAUGGGGAGCGAUGGAAGUUUCAGAGCGAUUUGUCAAGUUUUCCAAGGCAUUGAGGAUAGUUUCGGAACGAUGUGCGAGGAAUUCUCAUGUCGUUUAUGACAUUGUGCAAACCACUAGGAAGUUUGUAACAACUUUAUCGGGCAAAGUCGGUGGAUAAUGGCCGCUAAAAGGGAGAGGCUCAAAAAAGGCUGCAGAAAGGGUUUCUCUAUCGAGCCUCGCAUUUUUUCUAGAAUUUUAAAGGCUCGAGAAAUGGUGGAAAAAUAGAAGGCAACAAAAAUGGUGCAUAAAAGCCGAUAAAGUGGCGAAAAAAAGCAGCAAAAAAGGAGCCUUCUUCCACUUUUUCCGACUUUGCCUAUUUCCUUAAAAAGUCAAAGUUUCAGAAUAUAAUUUCUUCUAUUUCUUUUAAUCUAAUUUCUAAAAAAAUCUUUGGAGACUAGUAAGCUCCAGAUUCUGAUUUUUAAAAACCUCAUGAGCUGUUUCAAAAAAACUUUAAAAAAACUAGAAAUUGGCUCUCUUUUUGAUAUUCGAACUAGAACUUGUGUUCACACUGGGCUAAAUAGAAAAUUUUGAUAUUUUAAAAAAUCUGGUUAAAAAAUGUCCAAGAUGGUUCAAAAAUUGAUGAAAAAUUGAGAAAGUCAUAAAAUAUGUUUUGAGGGAAAUAAAGACUUUAUCAUGUCAGAUCAAAGGAGGAGCCCAUGGGGACGGGAAUUUUCCCAAUUUCCAGCAUUUUCAACCACUCUUGCACGCCAAAUGUCUUUUCAUUGUGAGCUAUAUAACCAGUUUUUCGUUUCUAAAUCGUUUUUUUUAGUUUUAUUGGAAACGUUUUUGUUUUCGUGAGCCGUGGGGUUUUAGCUGGACAAGAGUUGGUCGACACUUACGGAGUGACCAAAUCGCAAAAUUGUUCCGCCAAAAGAAAGGUUUUCAGUAGAUUUUUCGAUUUUUGUAUGAAAAUAGAAAAUUCAGCGAUUUCUGGCCGAACAUUCCGGCUUCACUUGCAACUGUCCUUGUUGUCAACUCGGUCAUUCGAUGGACCAGUUUCUGAUUUCAGCGAUGAAUAGCCCUGAAGUCAUUUCGUCCGCAUUUUCGAGUUCAUUUUUGUUUUUCCAGACUUUGGUCUAUUCUGCCACUCACGUGAACGAUUUUUGGAGUUUUGUCGAAUUUAUUCCGCCCGGGCACAAGGAUUUGGAAGUUCUCGUUGAGUUUUUUGCACAGAGGGAAGAUGCGAAAGGUGAAAAUUGGUCUUUUUCAUAUUUAAAAAAUGAUGAUACUUUUUAAAAAAAUCUGGAAUUUGUUCUUUACCUAUUUUUUUAGUUUUUGAAAAAAAUGAAUGAAGAAAUUUGAUAUCUUCUCAUAGAGCCUUUCAUAUACAUGGAAAAUGAAAAAGCCGGAUUUUUUUUUUCAAAAGCUCAGUUCGAACGAAUUUAAGCAUCAUUUUGAGCUGUAAAACUCUUUCAUUUAUUUUUUUGGUGUGUUAAAUUUUGAGUUUCAGAGGGAUUUUUUUGAUGGUUUUUAAAUGGAAUAUAUUGUAAUUUUCAGCGUUUUUCAUCAAAUUUGAGCCUUAUUUCGAUUUAUUUUCGAAGCUUACUGUGCAAAUUCGAAUAUUUUCCAAGUUCCGUAGUUAUUUUUCAAAAUUUUUCAUUCUUCUAGGGGAGUCCUACAAGUUGUAGUUUGAACGAUUUUUUUAAAAAAAGGAUGAUUUUUUUGAUAAAUUGCUGACUAUUGUCUUUCAGCAGAUCCAAGGACACAGAUUCAACUUUGGGAAAAUUUCCUAACCAAUGCUGAGAAACGGAAAAUUUCUUUCGAUCCCUAUUUGGGUUUGAAUGAUUUUCUCAAUUUUUCAUAGGUAUUUUCCAGUUCGACCAUUGCUUGAGCUUGUACUGGCUUUUCAUGACGAUUCCUUGUGAGUUUAUUUUUUCGAAAAAUUGACAAUAGAUUUUUUAGAAUUCGAGAUGAACAAUAUGAAGAAAGCCGAAUGUCGAUGAUGAUCGCACUUCAUGAGCAUCUACAUGUAUUUUAUUGUGAUCUGCAUCCGGCUUCCGGGUAUGUAUAUUUCUCUUUUUUCAAUUCUUAGAGAAAACAAUAUAACAAUGUUUAAAGGACCCAAGACAACCAUGCUUUGAGGUUUCUCAAUAUAGUCUCUUAGGACUUUCGAAGUUUCCUAACCCCUAGCUCAUAUCUUUUCGUUAGCCUUAUUUUUUUCUACUUCAGAAGAUAGGCAAAAUUUAAAUUGGAAAAACCUUCAUUUUCAGCUUAUUAUUUUCUUUCACUCUGGUUUUUAUUGAGAUGAAUUGCUUUCUUGGCUCAUAGUUAUACCAAUCUUUUUUUCAUUUCAAAAAGUUUUGAACUUCUUAGCUUUCUUUUUAGGUGAAAAAAAGUAGUUAAAAUGGAAUAAAAAGUUUUUACAGUAAAAAUCAGUUUUAUCACCUUCAACUUUGGAAACAAGGUACAUCAAUGAAAAAAGAGUUACCUUUGUCCUUAUAACCUCAUCAAUGUCUUCAUGAGAACAUCACGAUGUUUCAUUUUCCUUAAAAAAGAAUCUCUUAUGAAGACUUCGAUGACGUUAUAAGGGCAAAAGCCACGUUUCUGAUCAGAUUUAAGAAUUCUUACGUGAAUAGAAAAAGUACGGGAAGUUUCUUCAUUUUUUUUUACAAUCCAUAUAACUCACAAAAAAAAACAUCUGCUUGUAAUUUCUAAUUUUUAUCUUCUUUUCUUCUUAAAAAUUUCUGUAUGCUUUUCGAUGGAACUACACCAUCUAUUGCCUUUUUGAAAAAAUAUAUUUUAGGCCCCUGAAAAUGUUGCUGGAAGCCACGAAUAAAAAAGAAGGCGAUAUCCGGGAACCACUGGGACUUUUGAAGGAAAUCGCGAAGGAUUUGACGGGAUAA
Messenger RNA from Caenorhabditis auriculariae, 3800 nucleotides. Lineage: Eukaryota; Metazoa; Nematoda; Chromadorea; Rhabditida; Rhabditidae. The record is from the annotation of a GenBank genome assembly.